CCCACAAAUACGUCACUGUGGUACAUCCCACAUUGUGACACUUCCGCGAAGUCCUGCCAUUAAUGUGCACGUGAAAACAGUUGACAUUGCGCGACACUGUGGUGAAUGAUGGAGCCGAGUCGAUGAUAAAAUAGUUGGAAUCAAAUACCAAUCACCAUGGCUGCAUCCUGUGCACAGUUGUGUCUACUAUGCAGACGUCUUCUUUGUUCCACAACAGUGGCGAAUACCUGGCGGUACUCCACUCAGCUUCGCCAUUGUGCUACAGUCACAGGGUUACCUACGAAAAUUCUUAAUGGAUCCCCAGUUAUCUGGGGGAAUCACACAACAGCUCAGGCGAGACAGAGGUGGAAGCAACAGGUGUUCUGUUCCAGUUACUUCUCCACCACACAUGUGGCAACUGAGGCUAAGGAACUGUCAAGAGCUGAUGUUGCAACAAUCAGAGAUGCUGCUCCAGUGACGGAAAGCCAGAUUUCAUUAGAUCUGGACGCAGCUGCUGAAUUAUCUGCACUGGAGGAGAUCAGCGAUGAAGAGGCCGUCAGCAUAUCUGUUCCUUCUGCCAUGCCUCCAGCUUCCACCUCUCUUAAAGACUAUGUUGAUCAGUCUGAGACAAUCAGCAAACUGGUACAGCUAGGUGUACAGCUGUGGAAGCUUGAUGAAAGGCCCAACGUAGGCUCCAUGCUGCUGCGGCUCAACUUCAGCACAGAUGUUGCCCCAAGGUUGCUGUUUCUCAAACACAUCGGGGUGGAGGACUCUCGCUUUGGCUAUAUCAUCUCACACAACCCCUUCAUUCUCACAGAGAGUUUGGAAAAUCUACAUGCCAGGGUGAACUAUCUCAAGUCAAAGAAAUUCAGCGCUGAGACUGUUGCCUCCAUGGUGUCCAGAGCUCCAUAUCUGCUCAACUUCAGUGUGAAGAGGCUGGACAACAGACUGGGGUUCUAUCAGCAGCAACUCGGCCUCAGUGCUUCUAACGUACGGAACAUUGCAGCUCGUCUACCAAGAUUACUGUGCUGCAGUUUGGAGCCUGUUAAAGAAAAUCUGAAGGUGUGUGGAAUAGAGCUCGGCUUUAAGGAAAAUGAGAUCCAACACAUUGUUGCUACCAUCCCAAAAGUGCUGACAGCCAAUAAAAGAAAGCUAACGCAAACAUUUGAUUUCCUCCACAACACUAUGAAGGUGCCCCACCAUCUGAUCACCAAGUUCCCACAGGUCCUCAAUACAAAGUACUUGCGUAUCAGGGAGCGCCACCUGUUCCUCGAGUACCUUGGAAAGGCUCAGUAUAACCCAUCUCAGCCCAACUACAUCGCCCUGGACCGCCUGGCGUCUUUGCCUGAUGAGACUUUUUGCACAGAGUUGGCUUUGGCCACAUUGGAAGAUUUUUAUUUGUUCCAGAAGACACUUUGAUUCUUCAUGAGAGGAUAUUAAAAACAACUUCAAAAAAAAAAAACAGUCGGUCAAGCGCACAGAAUAAAUUCCAUAAUGUUAGAUACCUGCAGACAUUAAGGUUUGAAGCCAUAUAGAGCAUGAACUGGAAUAUCAGUCAUUAUGAUCUAAAAUGUGCUUUGUAAAUGUGAUGUUUAAUAAAUAUACACAGUGUGUAUCAUC
Acanthopagrus latus (yellowfin seabream) is the source of this 1599-nucleotide messenger RNA. It is a transcript of the gene mterf3, whose product is annotated as mitochondrial transcription termination factor 3. The transcript is spliced from 8 exons. The coding region runs from base 157 to 1398 and encodes 413 amino acids. The record is from RefSeq and is a predicted model, not a curated record. NCBI's taxonomy places the organism in Eukaryota, Metazoa, Chordata, Actinopteri, Spariformes, Sparidae. Gene Ontology annotation, molecular function: double-stranded DNA binding. Gene Ontology annotation, cellular component: mitochondrion. Gene Ontology annotation, biological process: regulation of DNA-templated transcription; mitochondrial ribosome assembly.